UUGGCGAUUGUUCUUCAUCGGAAAAUCUAAUUCGAGGUUGGAAAAACCCCUCCUCAGAAAUGGUUUUAAAGAAACUCUUGGGUCAGUGAGCUGAAACUGUGCUAUUUUCUGAGGUAACGAGGGUUAAUUGGUGCCUUUUUGAUUUCUGGUCGCAGAGCCGGAUUUUUUUUUUGGUGGCGAAUCCUGAGAGAGGGAGAGACCCCGCGGAAUUGUGUGAUCAUUUAUUUUUAAAAAUCUGUUUCUCUCUCUCUCUCUCUCUCUUCACCUUAUCCGGGGAUACACUCCACCUCCCGACUUGUUUUGUCGGUUGAAGUUGUUUCUUUGCCAAGUGAGUGAGUGAGGAGAGCGGGAGAGGGUGGUCUCUCUCAUUCUCUGAGGGAGACGGAGACUUUGGGAAAGCGGCUUCGAGGGAAUAAAGCGGCGGCGGCGGCAGGAGCCUGUCUACAAUGAGUGAACAAAGUAUAUGCCAGGCGCGGGCUGCUGUUAUGGUGUAUGAUGAUGGCAAUAAGAAGUGGGUACCAGCUGGUGGAGCAACUGGAUUCAGUAGAGUACAUAUUUACCACCACACAGGCAACAACACGUUCCGAGUAGUGGGGAGAAAAAUUCAGGACCAUCAGGUGGUGAUAAAUUGUGCCAUUCCAAAGGGACUGAAAUAUAACCAGGCCACACAAACCUUUCAUCAGUGGCGAGAUGCCAGGCAGGUCUACGGUUUAAAUUUUGGUAGCAAAGAAGAUGCCAAUGUGUUUGCAAGUGCCAUGAUGCAUGCCCUGGAAGUUCUAAAUUCCCAGGAUUCAGGUCCAACGCUGUCACGACAGAAUUCACAAUUAUUUCCACAAGUGCAGAAUGGUCCAUGUCAGGAGGAACUGGAAAUUCAGAGGCGACAACUGCAAGAGCAGCAACGACAGAAGGAACUAGAAAGAGAACGCUUGGAGCGUGAGCGAGUGGAACGUGAAAGAUUGGAAAGAGAAAGGCUUGAACAGGAACAGGUAGAACGUGAAAAACAAGAGAGAGAAAAACAUGAGCGUAUGGAACAAGAAAGACAGGAACGGGAAAGACAAGAAAGAGAGGAAAUGGAAUGGCAAGAAAGAGAACAACAAGAACAGCUUGAGAGAGAACAGCUGGAGUGGGAGUUGGAACGAAGGAUGUCAUCUGCUGCCUCAUCUUUUGAAUAUAACACACCACCUCCUGAAUAUAGUAGCUGUCAACCCCCUUCAAUUCCUCCCCCACCUUACACAAAAGCUGUAUCUGCUGUCCCUGUCUCAUCAUUCACUCCCUCCUCAUCUGAUUCUGUCUCAGAAUAUGCAUCACUAGCCUCAUCUAAUUCCACCCCACCAACCCCACCUUUACGCCACUCAGCAUCUCGCUUUGCCACUUCACUUGGUUCUGCCUUCCAUCCAGUCUUACCCCAUUACGCAACUGUUCCCCGUCCUGUUCAUAGAACGCCUGGACCACCAUCUCCCAUCAGUGCUCCUCCGUCUCUUCCCUCAGUGCCCAAACCAGUGGUCUGGUCUGCCACUAAUUUUUCCCCACUUCCACCUUCACCACCUGUGGUUAUAAGCAGUCCACCUGCCAAAGCCACAGGCCCUCGACCAGUUCUUCCUGUUCCAACUCCCAUCCAAAUCCAGAAGCCACCAUCACCUACUGGCAUUAAUAGCGCAUCAGAUAUUCUACACCAACAAGCCUCAAAUCCUGUUCAAGCUACACCACCACCGCCACCUCCACCUCCACCUCCUCGUCCUCCAUCUCAUCUGCCGCUCUCAAUGGCAUCAUCUUACACCACUCCUGCAUUCUCAAAUACCACUGUCCCUAUGUCUCAGCCUUCUGUACCACUACCUCCCUCUACAGUCACCCCUACCUCCCCUAAGCGGCCUGCCUCUGCUGAGAACUCUUUCUUUUGGCUGGGAGACUCCUCGGCUCCUGAGCCGAUCACCCAGGCACCCCCUCAGCUGGCUGAACCUACAGUUCUACAGGGUGUUGCCCCAACAAGCGAUGGUGUACAAGGACCACCAGCCCCUCCACCUGCCCCCCCUCUUCCUCCUGGGCCACCACAGCUUCCAACAUCUGGACCACCACCGCCUCCAGUUCCACCACCGGCACCUCCACUGCCAGUGUCAGGACCUCCUCCUCCACCUGGACCACCACCUCCCCUUCCUGGGCAGACCUUACCUCCUGCCCCACCACCACCUCCUGCCCCACCUCUUCCAUCCUCAGGUUUUUCAUCAUCCUUGGCUGAAGAUGAUCGUCCAUUGACAGGAUUAGCAGCUGCAUUGGCUGGAGCAAAACUCAGGAAAGUGGGCCGGACUGACGAAGGUUCAAGUUCUAUAACAGGCAGCAUUGGUUCAGUGUCCACUUCUUCUAAAGUUGAGUCAUCACGGAGUAAUGGAGCUCCGAUUUCUAUAGGAGGUACUGGUCUGAUGGAAGAAAUGAGUGCCCUGCUGGCCAGGAGGAGGAGGAUUGCUGAGAAAGGUUCAGUUCCUGAACCAGACCCAAAAGAGGAAAAGAAUGAAGAAUCUGAAUCUUCAAAUAUGAAAGCCCCAACUGCAGCAACCACAUCAGAAACAACUAGAAAGCCUUGGGAAAGAUCAAACACUGUAAAUGGCAACAAAUCGCCAGUAAUUUCCAGAAGCAAAUCUGCAUCAAGUGGCCCAGCAAAUACUAAUGGUGUGCAGGCAGAAUUCUUGGAUUAUGACAGAUUGAAACAGGAUAUCUUGGAAGAAAUGAGGAAGGAGCUUCAGAAACUAAAAGAAGAACUCAUCAAUGCAAUCAGACAGGAACUGAGUAAAUCCAACAAUGCAUAGACAACGUGUCAAGUGGAAUUGACCCUUUUAUUAAGAAUUGAUGACAAAUGACAGUGAGAGGGUGAUGAGAAAAUGACAAGACAUCCAGCAAAAAAAUGGGAGGGAAGAGCUCUCCCACGUUCUGCAGUUGGAGAUUUUGCAGGCAGCCUCAUCACACCGUUGUGCUUUUCUUUAUUUUUCCCCCUCACUGCUUGCCGCUUUUUCUGACUUUUUUCUCAGAGGAAGAGAGUCUUCUUACUGUAAAAUUAUGCAAAUUUCUUAAGUCAGUCAAAAUCUAAUCACGGUGUGCUGAGAAGUCACAUAAAUUGAAAGAAAAAAUUUGCACAACAAUUGUGUUUCUUUUUGUUUUUUCCUCUAGGAGGUGGCUUAUAAUUUGAGCACAAAUCUUAGAGACAUCUAACUAUAGAGCAGUUAGUGCUAUACUUUUCCCAAGAGUGUAGUCCUGCCUGAAUUGGAAUGGAAAAGUUUAUAAAUAUAGGAAGAUGCAUUGAGUAUAAAAGCCUGGCAGAAUGGUAUGUGCUCUGUAGUGAAGGUGUCCUGGGAUUUUCUUUUAAUAUUCAAAGCAGUGGCAGUUCACAGGGUUUAAGGAUACAGAGAUGCCUUCCUUAGUUUAUUAUUGUGAUAAUGCUUUACCAAAUCAAAGACUUGUCUGUUAAUCUAAUCAGUAAUGUACGUUAAUCAGUGUACUGUCUGUAAUCAUUUUUCCCUGACUGCGCAUGUUGAGAUGUAAUUCUUUUUAUAGAUCAAAAUUGUCUGUAAACUGGUAUUUUAUCCCAUUCUAUCUGAGCAAUAGUCAGUCAUGUUAAUUUUCCGUCUAGUUGCCUUUUUUCAUGGAGAGAGUGGGGUGAGAAUGGAGCUGAGCAAUCUGACACAAUGUUCUCAUGUGGCUCACAUCUGUAUAUUCUAAUAUACCUUGUGCAUUUCUGCACACAUUAAGUUUUUCAGUUUUCAUAAAGUACUUUUGGCUAAUAGAAAAGAACCACUUUCUAACAUCUUGUUUGUUUACAAGCAGAUGUGAUCCACAAGUGGACACAAAAGGAUGUUGAACUAUUAAGGGUACAAUUAUAGAGACCUCUUAAUUCCUAAUCAUUGGGUAGAGUCCUUAGUCUCAUUUGUGGCUGUAAAUUCAAAAAUGUCCUCCUCACAAAGUAAUUUGCUGCUAAGAUGGAACAUUUUGUUUUCCACUGGGUAUUUUAUCCAGCAGUCUAGAGACCCUGUGUAGCGCGUGGGUUUGAUGACAUGCCUCUGGGAUUUCCACCAAAAUCCCCAUCUAUCAUAUCCACAGGUAGCUUUGGGGUAUGUUUGCUUUCUUUUCUGGGCUACUGAAGAAGUCCGGUUCCACAGGAGACCUAGCUAAAGCUGUGCAUAUUAAACAUGAACAAUUGGUUUGUUACUUGGUCUUGAAAAAAUUUUUUAAUGUAGCCUGGCUUUUUUAAACUUCAGAUUUUAGCCUGACAUGGGCCUCCAGUUUUCAUAGUUGGACUGACAGGGCAGUGCUGUGAUAUUCAAAUCAUUCUUUGAAGUGGUAUCCUCUCCAGAAACAGGCCACCAACUCCAACUGUUUAACUUGGAUUAGUCCCUGUUGUUUGGGAUAGCACCAACUGGACAGCAUAGUGGCAGUGAAGCAGGAUUCUUGAAUUUCAAGUCCUUUACAUUUAGUAACUUCUGGAAACUGACUAUCUUUCUGCUGCAGACAGUUACUAAUGGCUUGUCUUGCUUCCAGCGUUACUCAUCUCUAAUAAUCACCCAUCACUUACGUGCCACAUGGCUGUUUCGAGAACCAGAUUUUGUUUUGUUUAAAGGUGAGAAUACUGCUUCAUAUGCAGCAUUGCUUCAGGGACUUUCAUAGAUGUCAGAAUAAAAUUCCUUUUCCUUGCCCGCUGUGUGAAUCGUGAACAGGGUGCUUAAUAUAUUUUUUAAAAGUCUCCAGUGAGAUUGCUGGGUUUUUUUAGCAUGUCCCAAAUUGAAAUCCAGUGUCAACUACAGUGUUAACCCAAAAGCUUUCGAUUAAAAUUGUCUAUGUGCUUUAGCAACUUUCAAUUUUAAAAAAAGUCAAAUAAUUUCAAUAACAAAUUUGCAUAAACAGCAUUAGAAAGUUUAUCAAAUCUUCAGUUCAUAUCUUGUGGUCCUUGAUCAUUGAAGUAUAUAUAAUAGUUGCCAGGGUAGCUCCCAAUCCUAGUCACCUGUUGAAUGGUGGGUAAGUGUAGUUGUAUCCUUGUUGUCUAGAUUAUAAUGAACUCAUGGGAUCUCAUGAAAGUUCUAGAAAAUUAAACUUGUGUAAAAGAUAAUGAAAUGGCUGGUUUGAUUGCCAGGAUGAUCAUUAACUACUUAAUUUCGAAGCAUUUUUCACUAUGAUAUUCAGAUAUGUAAAAGCAUACUCUAGAAUAAAAUAGUCACAAGCACUGUUUUUUUUAGAUUAAGAAACAUUUAACUUUUUUUAUAAGGUGAGAUUUUUCCCUUUUUGAAAUGUUCAUUGAUUCUUUUCCUUGAUUUAUCUCCAGGUAUUCAGACCAAUAGAUUCAGAAGAAUAUCAAGGGGAAGGGCAUUGGUAAUGUUGUGGAUAGUCAUCUUCCUUACAUAAUUUAUUCUUUCCUAAAUCUCAAAAGAGGUGAUUGACUUCUGCAUAUUAUCUGACCACAAUAGGGACCAGUGAUGAUUGUGCAGAAGAGGAUCUUGACCACAGUCCUAUAUUCUAACACCAGGGCAACUGGUCUAUAGGAGUUUCCAUGUGUUACAUCAGCCAGUGCUUAGAGCUUAAACCAACUUCUUCACCAAAUGAUGGGCAAAAUUUAUUCUAUCAGUUAAAAAUAGCAUGGGAAAUACUGGGUAAUUCCACACUGCUAAGCUAUCUAGUCUUAGCUGCUUGUGAAAAAAAUAUUGAAGUUUGAAGUUUUCAUCCAGUACUGCUAGAAGCAAGAAUCAAGAUUCUGGCACAUAGAAUCCCUAGUGUGGAGGCAGGUGAUUUAGCCCAUCAAGGUCCACACAGCCAUUUUAAUCACAGCUAUCUCAGAUGUACUUUCAAGUCAAUAUUUAAGGAAAUAAAUUUGCUUUUCCUAUGAGUCAGCAGAAAUUAAGUCAUUUAUUUAAUUAUUAGUGCAGCUAUUCAGAGGACCACUGUAUCUUAACUAAUGCACCUAUCAGUAUAGAAAUAAAAAUAAUUCCACUUCAUAUUGGGGUGAAAUUUAAAAAAAACAUUAUUCUGAAUGGCUGAAAUAAUUUGUGAUGGUUCAUUAUACUUUUGCAUCUGUCUCCUUCCAUAUCUUGGUCUCAACAUUUUUAGUCAACUAGACCCUGAUAAAUGUACAAUUAUUUGGAGAAAUACUCUGCUUGAUCAGGUUUGUAUUGACCUUAAAGGAUAUGAGAAUGGUAUACUAAGGAAUUCACUGUUAUCCAGGCCUUAUUUUAUUACUGGACAUAAAUGUUUCAAAUUAACAUGCCACACAGUCAAGCUACGAAUUUUAAUGGUUUACAUUUAAUUUCCUUGGAUCUCCUGUUCAUGUAUCAAUAAUAACAGUUGAGAAAUGGCUAGAAUCAGAACAUUGACUGCUGAUAAAAGUACAUAUUUUUCCCAUUUUUUAUGCCUCAGGACUUUUGUCCUUCGAUUUAGGAUUUUUUUAAUACUCUUUAUUUUGAGAGUCGGUGAAUCCUUCAGGAAAAGUGUUCAAAUUUCAAUUUUUUAAACAUCUCAUGGUGAAUGUGGACAAAAUUGUACAACCAGUGUUUGAGUGGCCUUAUCAAAAAUUGAAAAGUUUUUAAGUCUAAUUUAGCUAUGAAGAAGGGCUGGAUAAGCUCAAGUUGUUUUCUUUAGGGCACAGAAGGCUGAGAGAGGACCUGAUUGAAAUGUAUAAAAUUGUGAGGAGCAUGGACUGGGUGAAUAGAAAACAAUUGCUUCCCUUGGUUGAAGGGUCAUUAACAAGGCAUAAUUUUAAGCUGAUGGGGAAGAUGUUUAGAGGCAAUUUGGGGAUAACUCCUUUUUGCCCAGAAGGUGGUGGGAAUCUAGAUUGCAUUGCCUGGUAGAGGGAGGAACCUCCACCACCUUGAAAAAGUAUGUGAAUGAGCACUUGAAAUGUCAUUCUGGAUUAGUGGUGCUGGAAGAGCACAGCAGUUCAGGCAGCAUCCAAGG
Messenger RNA from Chiloscyllium plagiosum (whitespotted bambooshark), 6921 nucleotides. The record is from RefSeq and is a predicted model, not a curated record. NCBI's taxonomy places the organism in Eukaryota, Metazoa, Chordata, Chondrichthyes, Orectolobiformes, Hemiscylliidae.